Messenger RNA from Nothobranchius furzeri (turquoise killifish), 1913 nucleotides. Lineage: Eukaryota; Metazoa; Chordata; Actinopteri; Cyprinodontiformes; Nothobranchiidae. The record is from RefSeq and is a predicted model, not a curated record.
AUGCGCAUGUCUGCUGCGGUCCCUUUCCUCCACGUCGCUUCUCUUUCCGCCGAGAUGGCAGGAGGCGUGCGAAAAAAGAUUAGCGUUUCCCCCCACCCGUUAUGGAGGAAAAUUCACACACUCUGGCAGAACAAGCAUUUAGUCUUGUUCAACACAGAAUACACGUUGCUGGUUGUUUCAAUUUUAUGGUUCCUGGAGAUUGGAAUCAACUGUUGGGUCAUACAGAAAGUACCAUACACUGAAAUUGACUGGAAAGCUUACAUGGAUGAAGUGGAGGGAGUGAUCAACGGUACCUACGACUACACCCAGCUGAAAGGAGGCACCGGCCCUUUGGUGUAUCCAGCUGGGUUUGUCUACAUAUUCACAGCUCUGUACUAUCUUACCAACCAUGGGGCGAACAUUCGCCUUGGCCAGUACAUUUUUGCAGGUUUCUAUCUAAUUACACUGCUGCUCGUCUUCAGAGUAUACUACCGCACUAAGAAGGUUCCUCCAUAUGUUUUCUUCUUUGUGUGUUGCGCCUCCUAUCGGAUCCAUUCCAUUUUUGUGCUGCGGCUCUUUAAUGAUCCAGUGGCCAUGAUGCUACUGUUUGCAGCCGUCAACCUGUUCUUAGAUGGUCACUGGACUCUGGGCUGUGGCGUUUACAGUUUAGCAGUGUCUGUGAAAAUGAACGUGCUUCUUUUUGCACCUGGAUUACUUUUCUUGCUCGUGUGGGAGUUUGGUCUCAUCAGAACAAUUCCUAAACUUGCACUGUGUGCAACCAUACAGCUCUUGCUGGGCCUUCCUUUCCUCUUAGAGAAUCCGGUUGGUUACGUGAAUCGGGCCUUCGAUCUGGGCCGUUUAUUCAUGUUCGAGUGGACAGUCAACUGGCGCUUCCUCCCAGAGUGGCUCUUCUUGAAUCGCUACUUUCAUUUGCUUCUGCUGACUGCUCACCUCCUCACCCUGCUGCUCUUUGCUUUACGCCGCUGGAAGAGACCAGGAGAAAGCAUCAUCGAAUUCCUCAAGGACCCAAGCAAGAGGAAACUGGCUUCGCAGGGCAGCACUGUGGAUCAGAAAGUUCUGAUUCUCUUUACGUCUAACUUUGUCGGCAUGUGCUUCAGCCGUUCAUUGCACUACCAGUUCUACGUGUGGUACUUCCACACGCUGCCUUACCUGCUGUGGAGUGGAGGUGUCAGGAAACUGGCGCACCUGCUCAGAGUCCUGAUCCUAGGGUUGAUUGAGCUUUCUUGGAACACCUAUCCCUCAACUAGCAGCAGCUCUUCUGCUCUUCAUGUCUGCCAUUUCAUCAUCCUCCUGUGUCUGUGGCUCGCUCCACCUCUGCACUCGUCUCAUGUAGAAAAACAAAAACACUCAGGUGUUAAGGACAAGCACCACUGAGCCGAAGUCCAGUCAGACUGGAGGUUUUAUUCAUCGUCUUUCUCUUCGGUCCACACAGCAUCCGUGCAGAGAGAGCUUUGAGUAGUCAGCUGUUUCUGAGUGGAUGAAAGCUGUUGUCUUUUCGUCUUCACUGGAAGUGACAAGAGCUAAACCGUUGGUUUGUACAGGUGCCUGCACCGUGUGAUGUGCAGUUGAGGAACUGAAACAGUGGAUUCUCAGGUGACCGUUUUAGUGGCAAUAUUGGAAGCAGAAUGCAAACACUUUAUUAAAACCAUCAGGAGUGUUUUGUUGUUUAAAAAUAAUUUGUUAUAAGGGUUACUGAAUCUUUUUACUUGUGUUAAACCUGCACUCUAGUUGUAGCUUACUAAUUAUUGUGUGCAAGAUAUUUAAGUGAAAUCCCAAAGAUUCAGAAUUAACUGAAAAAAGCUUUAUGUUGACAUCAUAUCAGGCAUGGUUCAGUUUUUUUUUUUGUGAAAGAUUCAUGUAUUUUCCUCUUUGUGUUGUACAAAAUAAGCAAACUGAAGAGAACUAUAAUUGUC